This is a messenger RNA of Pistacia vera, 4200 nucleotides long. RefSeq lists its product as uncharacterized. Bases 1 to 4200 code for a protein of 1399 amino acids. The record is from RefSeq and is a predicted model, not a curated record. Lineage: Eukaryota; Viridiplantae; Streptophyta; Magnoliopsida; Sapindales; Anacardiaceae. The transcript has 6 exons.
AUGGGUAUUGAUGCAAAGACUGUCCAAGAUUUUGUAAGGGGGGUUGUUAAAUUUUCCAUGGAUGCUUGCUGUAAAUGUGUAGAAAAACACCCUUUUGUUUUUGGUGUUGUGUUAGGUUUCUUCCUUCUGUAUUUUUUAAUUCCUUCUGUUUUCUACUUUCUGUUAUUCACUUCUCCAGUUGUUUUCUGCAUUGUUGUUUCCAUCAAAAUUUAUUCCGCAACCCAAAAUUGCAAACUCCAACAGAUUAGUGUCAAAAGGGUUGAUGAGAAAUCAUUUGUUGAAUCCAAGUCUCCUCUGGCUGAUCAUCACGUUGUCCGUAGAAGUGGCGACAAGACGGUUAUACAAAGUCGAAGAAGAAAUUUCAAAGACAAGAACAAUGAAUGGGAUGCAGAAGGUGGUAAGAAGGAGCAAAAGAGCCGGAGAACUCCUAUUGAUGCUUCAGUUGCUGAAAACCAGAAACUAGUCAUGGAGGAGAGGGAAAUUUCCAACCAAAAUGCAGCUACUGCUGAAAAUAUUCAAGCACCAGAAGACUUGUUCAAUGAAACUAGCUUGAAUGAGGAGAAAUUAAAAGAGACAAAUGAGGAGAAAGAAAGUAGUAGUUUGGAUCGCGGAGAAAGUCCAUCCGGAAAUGCAAUUGCCGGUGGAGAUGCUCAAGCACUUGAACAACACCAACCAACCUUGUAUUCUCAACCUUCAAUGGUUGAUCUAAUACACGAUGAACUGGUUGACCAGUCUGAAAAUAUUGGUGGUGGCGAGUUGGAGGUGGAAAGUUCGUCUGAUGAUGCAGAAGAUGAAGAAGAAGCACAACAGGAGAGGAAUAAGGCUGUGGAAUGGACGGAAGAUGAUCAACAGAACCUUAUGGAUCUUGGAGAUUCAGAGCUGGAAAGAAACAAAAGGCUAGAAAGUCUUAUUGCUAGAAGAAGAGCAAGGAAAUUAUUCAGGAUGGCAGUUGAGAAAAGAGUUAUAGACCCAGGCUGUGGUUCUCAAGGACAAAUUGCUCCGAUUUCUAUAUUGAGAAGUACCCUUCUGAAUUGUCCUAGUAAUGAAUCUCUUGAAGGCCCUCAUACACCAGGUUCGGCGCCUUCUGUUAUGCUGCCAUCAAGAAAUCCGUUUGACAUUCCCUAUGAUCCAUUAGAAGAGAAACCAAAUCUUAUGUCAGACAGUUUCCAGCAAGAAUUCUCAGCAGCUCACCGGAAGGAUAUGUUCUUUCCCAAACACGAGGGCUUGUGUUGGGGACCUUCUUUCUCAUUAGAAUCCCAGCAGGAUCAAAACAAUUCCAAGUCCUGUUCAUAUGCUGAUGGGAAGAAGCAUGAAGAGAGACUGAGAUUCUCUAGAUUCAGAACCUUUUCAGAUAUGAGUGCUCAUGACCAGCUAAUUGAUAACUAUUUGUGCCAAGGUCAAGCCUUGUUCCGGAUGUUAAGUGCAACUGAUCUUGUGGAAGUAGGAAGCCAGGCUUCCAAACAAUCAAAAAAGGCAGAGGAACUCAAAGCUGGAGACAAAGAACCUGGCACUGGCAUGGCAGGAAUCCAAGAAGAGACAGAUUUUCAGGACGUGGAGUCGAGAUCAACUUAUAGAAGUGAAGUUCAUGGGGACACAAAUUCAGCAAGAGAUCACAGUAGUGAACUAGUUCAUGAGGACACAGAUUCAGCAAGAGAUCACAGUAGUGAACAAUGUUCACCGGCAUCUGAUGACGCCAGUGAAUUGAGUUUCCAUGGAAACCUUCCUACACAUACAGAAAUUUUAGAGGCAAGACCAGGUAAAUUUCCUCAAAAGCUCAGUGACCGUGUCCAAAACUCUCUCACCUUUUCAGUUCCUGAAAACAUAGCUUAUAAUGGAACUGCAUAUGAUUCUAGUCCAUCACCAGUUUACAAGCCAAAACUGGAGAACCGUUUCUUUUUUCGCGAUAAGAUGCCUUGUCCUAGCCCUGUCUAUUCCAUAGCUUCUGACUUGCAGGUGGAGGUCUCAGAACUUGGUUCCCCUCCACUGCCACCUGAUGGAGCCAUGUCACCUGCUGAUAUAGAAUCCUUAUAUGAUGGGGACGUCGAAAGGGAGAUGAUAUUUGGCAGCGAAGAAAUGUUUGGAGCCUCAUCUCAUCUAUCAGGAAUAGAUGAAUAUGAAUCAAGAUCAAGAGAAGUUAAUGAGGUCAGAGAGGAUGAUAUCGUACAAGUAGGAUUUUCUGCUAUCAAGCAAAAUCUCCAGGAUCAGACUUCAUCAUUCACAAGUCCAGAACAUGUUACUGAUCAAGAUAUGAGUAGCACAAGUACAUUGUCAUCUUCAAGAAAUAUAAUGCCCGAAAAAGAUGAAGCUCAUUCAAAGAACCCAAAUAAUAAAAUCUCCGAAAAUGCCAAACAAAUAGGGGAAGAAGUACAUAGGGUCCCUAAACUUUCAGAUGCAUUGCCACCUAAAAUUCCACAAAAACCUCUGCACCCAAUGAAAGAGUCAGUGCUUCACCAACCUUGUGGAGUUUAUUCUGAGAAGCCACAGGAAUUAUCUAAUCCCCCUCAAAAGUCAGCAACAGAAGGGAAUGCUGUCUUUAAUGCUGGUGAUCAAGUAGUCCAUCCAAAGAAUGACGACAUAGUAACCAAGAACAUGGCUUUGACAGACCUGUCACAACCAGCUGAGAAAAUUACUUCGGAAUCUAGCAAGCACAUUGAGAACAAUUCUACUGACAAGCCCGCUGAGCAAAAAACUGUCUCAGAGCCUCAAGAAGAGACGAAAGAAAAUAAAAGCACAACGUUUAUCGGAAGAGAUCCUGGAGAGCCAAAUGAACCUGAAGACGUAGGGGAAAUGUCGAAGAUAACUGAGGCGAGAGACACUUUGCUAUCAGUUCAAGACAGUAAAGAUGAGCAAAGCAUCACUGAAGGAGUUUCUGGGGUAAAUCAGAGUUAUGAUAACCCCAUUGUGCAUCCCCGGCAGCCAAUGGCAUUUAUUUCUGAGCAAAUUUCUGCUCGCUCAAGUUCAUGCUCAUCUCCAAGGUCUGUAUUACCAGGAAAUAUCCCAAAAGAUCAAAUACCCUCGUCACAUGUGGAUCGUCAGGUAAACGCCAAUGUCCAGCAAACCAUUGUGGAUGGCAUAGUCAGAAAUAAUUCAGGGGACGAAGUAGAACCUGAAAGCUUACCACUGACUGCUCCUCAGGAUUCACAGCAUUGGGUAGUGAAUCCAUUAAAAUACCCAUCAACUAGUAGCAGUUCCGGAUUAUCUGAGGAACCAUCUGUUGAAGUUGUUGAAGGUAAAUCAGAACCAGUGAUCAAUCCUGUGGCUGCUACUGUAAAAUUAGAAGAUGCUCAUGAAACCGAUCCAGGACCUGUCGAUCAUAUUGAAGGAAAAUCCCAAACUGUGCCUGACUGUAAAGCAGGCAUUAGCUCACUAGAACCAGAAGAGAAAAUUGAAAAUUCAGAUUUCCCUGGAACUAUAGUGAAAGAAGAGGAAACCCCAAAUUGUUCAGAAAAAUCCACCAAAGAAGCCAACAACAUCAGUGAUCCAGCAGUCAAUAAGAAAGAAGAUAAGGAGGAGUUAAAAUCUGUGGAAGGCAGUAAAAAUGAACCCCAACUUCCUAGGGGGAAGCUGACAGAAAAUGAAGUUACUGUUGGUCCAUCAAACUCAAUUGAAGGAAAUGAGAAUUAUAGCGCCAGCAAGGCCAGAGAGGAUAUUAUGCGCUUUACAGAACAAGUUACUUCUGAAGACAACUUAGAAGCAGUUAACCCAAUUGAAUCCAAAAAUAUCAUGGAAUAUGAAGUUUCCAAACCCACAAUAACAGCUGCUGAAACUGCAUCGCAAGAGGCACCAUCUCACCCUGUUCAGCAGAAUAUCAUGCACACAUUGAUUGAAAUGAGCGACAAGAUAACCUUGAUUGAUCCAGUGAAUUUUGCGGACCAACCAGAGCCAAUUAAGGCUAUAGCUGAAGGUGAUACAAUGUACAAUAUGAAAGAAACAGAAACAGGUGCCAAUGACAACAUGAGCAACAAUAAUGAGGAGAAUUUUGCAGACCAACCAAAGACAAGCAAUGCUACAACUCAAUUUGAUAUCUUGCAGAAUGCCAAUGAAACUUUAGGCAACGAGACUGGCAGCAUGAAUAGCUUGAUUGAUCAAGAACAAAUUGCAGAACAACCAAGUCCAGUUAAGUCUCCAACAGAAGUUGAUGUGAUGCACAAUAUGAGCGAAACACUUCACACUGAAAUGAGUAACAAGGAAAAAGCUUGA